Rhinocladiella mackenziei CBS 650.93 is the source of this 312-nucleotide messenger RNA. RefSeq lists its product as uncharacterized. The transcript has 3 exons. Bases 1 to 312 code for a protein of 103 amino acids. The record is from RefSeq and is a predicted model, not a curated record. Lineage: Eukaryota; Fungi; Ascomycota; Eurotiomycetes; Chaetothyriales; Herpotrichiellaceae.
AUGGCUACCAAAACCCACAAAACCUGGCAGGAGGAGCUCGCUGCCGAAUGCCGUAAAUUGAGACUUCCUGCUCCUGUUUUCAACAUUGUCUCCGAUCGUCGUGGUGGACGUACCGCUUGGUCUGCUACAGUGACGAUCCAAGGACAGAAUCUUGCCGCCAGAUACUGGUACGAUGGUCAAUAUCUCAACAAUGCCAAAGAGGACGCCGCAGAAGUGGCUUGCACAAAACUCCGCAACCCUUCUAUUACCGCUGGCCAGUCAACCACCUACCGCACAGGAGGGGGCUACGGUCAAGGCGGCUGGGCUCGCUAG